Messenger RNA from Trichoderma citrinoviride, 1536 nucleotides. Its product is annotated as putative xylose permease. The record is from RefSeq and is a predicted model, not a curated record. Gene Ontology annotation, cellular component: membrane. The coding region runs from base 1 to 1536 and encodes 511 amino acids. NCBI's taxonomy places the organism in Eukaryota, Fungi, Ascomycota, Sordariomycetes, Hypocreales, Hypocreaceae. Gene Ontology annotation, molecular function: carbohydrate:proton symporter activity. Gene Ontology annotation, biological process: carbohydrate transport; transmembrane transport. The transcript has 7 exons.
AUGUAUCGAAUCUGGAACAUAUACGUGCUUGCCGCCUUUGGCACCAUCGGUGGCAUGAUCUUCGGCUUCGAAAUUAGCUCCAUGAGUGCUUGGAUAGGCUCCGACCAGUAUCUCGAAUUCUUCAACCACCCGGGCUCAGCUGAGCAAGGCGGCAUCACGGCAUCCAUGUCCGCCGGAUCUCUGGUCGGCUCUCUUCUAGCCGGAUGGCUUGCUGAUCGUCUGGGGCGUCGUUUGGCCAUCCAAAUCGCCUCUGUGGACUGGAUUAUUGGAGCUGUACUACAGUGCUCUGCUCAAAACGUCGCUCAUCUCGUCGUUGGUCGCAUCGUCUCUGGCCUUGCAAUCGGCAUAACGUCCUCUCAAUGCAUCGUCUACCUAUCCGAGCUUGCCCCCUCUCGCAUCCGUGGACGAGUCGUUGGCAUUCAGCAGUGGUCCAUUGACUGGGGCAUUUUGAUCAUGUACCUUAUCUCUUACGGCUGCUCAGUUUCCAUUCACCGGCCGGCAGCAUUCCGCAUUGCAUGGGGCCUGCAAGCUGUUCCCGGAGCCGUCCUCUUCCUCUCCCUCUUCUUCUUCCCGGAGUCCCCUCGCUGGCUUGCAACCAAAGAUCGCUGGGAAGAAUGCCACGAAGUGCUUGCCAACCUGCACGCCAAAGGCGACCGAAACAAUAUCGAGGUGCUGGCCGAGCUAGAAGAAGUCAGAGAAGCCGCGAGGAUCGCCGCGGAGUCGAAGGAGGUCGGCUACUUGGGACUGUUCGCUCCCAAGAUGUGGAGACGCACACUUGUCGGCGUCAGUGCACAAAUUUGGCAGCAGCUUCUCGGUGGUAAUGUGAUGCUUUACUACCUUGUGUACAUCUUCAAUAUGGCUGGCAUGUCCGGAAAUACCGCCCUCACGUCUUCAAUCAUCCAAUAUGUCAUUUUCCUCGUCACAACUGGGGGGGUCCUCUUUGUCGUUGACCGCAUGGGUCGCCGAUGGCUGCUCAUUGUUGGCGCCAUCAUUUGCGGUGUCAUCCAUUUCAUCGUCGGUGCCGUCAUGGCUGUUUAUGGGCAUCAUGUCGACAGUGUUGAUGGAAACGAUAUCCUGAGGUGGCAGAUCGGUGGGCCUCCUGCAAAAGCCGUGAUUGCGCUUUGCUACAUCUUCGUCGGAGUCUUCACUUGGGCCCCCGGUGCGUGGAUAUACUGCGGAGAAGUCUUUCCCUUAAAGUAUCGAGCCAAGGGAGUUGGUCUGGCUGCUGCAGGUAAUUGGGCUUUCAACCUUGCUUUAGCCUUCUUCGUUCCGCCGGCCUUUACCAACAUUCAGUGGAAGGCGUACAUGAUCUUCGGGACUUUCUGCAUUGCCAUGGUGUUCCACGUCUACUUCAUGUACCCCGAAACCGUGAAGAAGUCACUAGAAGAGAUUGACGUGCUAUUCGAGGGAGAUAUUCCGGCAUGGCGCAGCGCGAAUGCCGUAAGCACAUUCGAAGAGAAAGUAGCACGAGCAAAGGAAGUUGGGGGAUUGGAGGAGUUCAAGCAAGCCAACGUGAAGCACGAAGAAAAGGUCUGA